GCUGAAAUAGUAGCGCCACAUAGUGGUGAGAUAGCAGAAUUAAUCAUUUCACAUUACAUUAGGUCGAAGAAUUUUUAAUUUCUCGCAAGCCACGCUCGAAAUUUGGAUCAAAUUUAUUCGUGAGGAUAAUUAGAAGUAGGGAUACAUAAUUUCGGAUAUAAGUCUUUGUUUAAUCAAUUUUAGUUAUUGUGAUUCGAAGGACUUAAAAUGUUGGAAGAAAUAGCAAGCAGUUGCAUGAUCGGUCUGUGCUCGUUCCUCGAGAUUUUUCAGUUUACUCCGAAAGUUCCGAAUUUAUGGGAUAAAGAAACGUUCAACGUGCAGCCUAUAAAUGACACGAGAAUCAAAAGGUCCGAUGUGCUGCUCGGAUAUUUAAUUAUGUUUUGGGUUGUUUUGUAUUUUAUGUACGAAAAGUGCCUUAAUUCGUUACUUCGACGUAUGCGCAUUCCAUUGAUGCAGAGAAACAGAAUAAUCAAAGCUGUAUGGGAAUGUGGAUUUUGCUUUGGCAGUAUUUGUUAUCUAAAGUCACCAAACAUUAAAAUAUUAAGCUUCUUCACUGGAGGACGGGAGGUGAUACACGAGGAGCUGGGUGUCAUUCUACAUAAAAGCUUUUACUUUCAUCGGGCAGGAAUAGAAAUCCUAUAUCACGGAGCUUGGAUAAAAGGCUGGGUCAAUUUGUUGUUUGUGUCUUUCAUCAUGAACCCAUACCAAGAAAAAUGGUGUACAGUAGUGAGCACUUUUCUAUUCUACAAGGCGAUUGAUACUAUUAUAAUAAAUAUUUGUAGAAUCUUAUUAUGCGCCUCUCACAAUGCUGGAAGAAAGUUGUCCAAAUUAUUUUUUUACCUUCAUUGCCUUAGUUGGAUUUACUUAUAUGUAUUAUUCGUGCCAAAGUUGAUGUUAUGGCCGGAAAAUAUGGAACACACAAAAGCACAGCUUGGCUUGUGGCUGUGGUUCAUAGUAGAGUGCCUAGAUUCUGUAUGGUUCAGAUUUAUAGGAUGUGCGAGAGCUACACAUUGGCUAGAAAUUUGUUUAUUUCCCUCGCCAACACGGGAAGCGAUUGAACUGGCAGGAAUACAAAAACGGCAUAGAGAAUCUUUAAAAAAGUUAGUUAACAAAACAUCAAAAAGGGCUGAACUUUGGCAGACUCUGUUCUGUGCUAUGGCUAUUAAGAAAAAAAUUAAAAAGAUUCGACAAACAAAGGAAAAUGAUUCUAUGUCAGAGGAUAAUUUUAUAGAAGGAAAAUUAAUUGAAACAGAGAGAACAAAAGAGAUAACUGAAGAACAAAAAGAUGAGAUUAUAAAACAAUAUAAUCAAAUUGAAAAUGAAUAAAUUAUUUAGAUGGUUCGCGAAUCAUCAAUUACAAACUCCAUUUAUAAAGUUUAAUGAAAAAUGUUAAAGAAACAAAAGCAUGCACAAAAUCUCUUAACUUUUUAACAUAAAAAUCAAGUUUAUUUAAGAAUUUUAUAGAUAUACACCUAUUUACGUAGAAAAUUCUGUUAUUUAUAUACUUACAAAUUAAGGAUGCGUUUCGCAAAUAACGAUAUCUCUCUUAAGACUUGCGAGAUUAAUUAAAUUUUUUAAUGACGUUAGAAUUGAAUUUUGUUUAUAUUUAUACAAGCACGAGUACUUAAAAAAUU
Frieseomelitta varia is the source of this 1634-nucleotide messenger RNA. RefSeq lists its product as uncharacterized. Lineage: Eukaryota; Metazoa; Arthropoda; Insecta; Hymenoptera; Apidae. The coding region runs from base 208 to 1326 and encodes 372 amino acids. The record is from RefSeq and is a predicted model, not a curated record. The transcript has 6 exons.